AUGUUUAUCUAUCUAUCUAUCUAUCUAUCUAUCUAUCUAUCUAUCUAUCUAUCUGAUUCUUUAAAUAUUUUAUCAUUCUUUCUUUCUUUCUUUCUUUCUUUCUUUCUUUCUUUACCCAUCCUCAAGUUCUUAUAUACUGUUUCUUUGUUGUUUUUUCUUUCCAUGUUUAUCUAUCUAUCUAUCUAUCUAUCUAUCUAUCUAUCUAUAUCUAUCUAUCUAUCUAUUUGCUUAUCCGUUCCUUUCAAUGCAUCGCCAAGAAAUAGUGAACUUUCUGCCGGGAAAGCGCCUCUUUUGCCUGUUUCCUCUAAAUUUUCUUUUCCUGUAUUGCUUUUUCUUGUACUUUUCUGUGCUUCCCAUGAACCUUCUCUCACUGUAAUAAUCUUCCCCUCUCUCUCUCUCUCUCUCUCUCUCUCUCUUUCACUGUCUCUUUGCUUUUUCGAAUUCGUCUCUCCUUGUAUUCCCCACUUCCAUUACUUCAGUCUGCUUUUUGAAAUUUUUUCUCCCUGUAUUCCUCACUCUCUCUUUGAUCUAUUGUCUCUAAAUAUUCUCUUCCUGUAUUUCUCACCCUCCCUUUUUUCUACUUCCUCUAAAUCUUCUCUCGCUGUAUUUCUCACCCUCCUUCUUUUUUUCUGCUUCCUCUAA
Acanthosepion pharaonis is the source of this 642-nucleotide messenger RNA. Lineage: Eukaryota; Metazoa; Mollusca; Cephalopoda; Sepiida; Sepiidae. The record is from the annotation of a GenBank genome assembly.